AAAACAUUAGUAUUCUGUUGUUGUGAAUUGUGAUAUAUUUGAUCAUGGCCAACAUAUCAUGGUCUCAUUUUCUUAUACUCAUGCUUGUGUUCUCAGUGGUUAAGAAGGGUAAGGGAGAUCAGACUGAUAAGUAUUGUACUAUAAUCAUUGAUCCAAGAACUCCAUGUGACCUUGUUGAUUGUCGCCUAAGCUGCUAUACGGGGUACAAUGGAGUUGGGAAAUGUAUUGCAUCCAAAGCUAGUAGAACUCCUAAUUGUGUGUGUACUUAUAAUUGUUAA
Arabidopsis thaliana (thale cress) is the source of this 278-nucleotide messenger RNA. RefSeq names its product low-molecular-weight cysteine-rich 23 (gene LCR23). The transcript is spliced from 2 exons. The record is from RefSeq and is marked reviewed. Gene Ontology annotation, cellular component: extracellular region. Bases 45 to 278 code for a protein of 77 amino acids. NCBI's taxonomy places the organism in Eukaryota, Viridiplantae, Streptophyta, Magnoliopsida, Brassicales, Brassicaceae.